CAUUCAUACAUGUUCUAGAGUUCAUGGAGAGAUGAUGUGUAACACGGCACGAUAUUUUAAUCUUAACAGAAUACUUUUGCUGACUAUAGGCUUGUGGCCCUAUCAACAAUCAAAACUCAGUCGACUUCAAUUUAUUUUCUUUCUCGGUAUUUUGACGACUGCUAUUUUAUUUCAGUUUACUACAUUCCUUAAUUCAAAAUGCACCGCUGAUUUCGUCGUUAAGAUUCUAUCAAGCGCGCUCUUUUUUACUACUUUUGUGAUAAAAUAUAUCUUCUUCGCUAUUAAUGCCGAAACUGUGAAAGAUUUAUUGACACAACUUCAACAUAUAUACGAUCAAUUAAAAGAUGAAUGUGAAAACGCUAUCGUUGAAAGAUAUAGUUACAAUGCAAAACGUUACACGAUUGCGCUUACAAUAUGCAGUAUUUGUAGUAUAUUUGCUCUUAUUGUCGCACAACUUUGGCCGAAUGUAAUUGAUGUUAUUUUACCAAGAAACGUAUCUCAAGCACGUCGCCUGCCAAUUAUGACAGAAUAUUUCAUCGAUCAAAAAAAAUAUUAUUCUUUCAUUCUUCUGCAUUUAAAUGCAACAAUUUGCAUAGGAUCGGCUGUAAUGCUGUCAAUCGGAACAAUGCUUAUUGCAUAUGUUGAACAUGUUUGUGGACUGUUUAAAAUCUCUAGUUAUCGCAUUAAACACGCAAUGAGAGCCAUUGUGUUACAAAAUAUUAGUACAAAAAACGAUACAUUGAUGUUAGAAGAAAUAAGAUGUGCUGUAGAUAUACAUCGGCAAGCUAUGGAAUUAUCCAAAACUUUGACAUCCAAAUUUGAAGCAAUGUUGUUCUGUUUAAUAACAUUAGGAGUAAUAUCACUCAGCCUUAAUCUCUUUCAGAUUUUUCGGAUUGUAUCAGUCGGAGAUAAUAUCGAUGAGAUAUUAGCGCCCUCUUUAAUUGUAUUUUGCAGUAUUUUAUAUAUGUUCUGCGCCAACUUUUUCUCGCAAAAUGUAACAGAUCAUAAUGAUCAUGUAUUUGUUACCGUGUAUAACGUUCAGUGGUACUUAGCUCCGUUAUAUGUACAGAAAGUAGUACUGUUUUUGUUGCAAAGAAAUGCCCAAGACUUUACUUUAGGUGUCGGAGGAUUAUUUAUCGGAUCGUUAGAGUGUUUUGCAACGUUGGUAAAAGCAUCGGUCUCAUAUUUUACUGUCAUAUAUUCAACGCAAUAACAAGCUGGUGAGAGAGAUGAUCGAAUUGAUAUCGCAAUGAUAUUACAAAGGCUAGACAAUACUGAGCGCACGCAUAUAACGGCUUAGAUGCUGGUAACACUGGAGAGAUAUCACGUAAUGUGAAAAACACAAGAUCUAAUGUGUUAUGAUUCACAUUGAGAAUAUUAUUAUGCUGAUA
Messenger RNA from Formica exsecta, 1391 nucleotides. RefSeq lists its product as uncharacterized. The coding region runs from base 32 to 1213 and encodes 393 amino acids. Lineage: Eukaryota; Metazoa; Arthropoda; Insecta; Hymenoptera; Formicidae. The transcript has 10 exons. Gene Ontology annotation, cellular component: plasma membrane. The record is from RefSeq and is a predicted model, not a curated record. Gene Ontology annotation, biological process: detection of chemical stimulus involved in sensory perception of smell; sensory perception of smell. Gene Ontology annotation, molecular function: odorant binding; olfactory receptor activity.